AUGGCCGGACACGCCCCCCUCGACCCUGCCAUUGUCAGGGCAGCUGAAAUGCACUCGAAGAGGCACCUGUACUUCCGAUGGACCCCUAGGACUGCCAGGAUCACCCUCAUGUACGUCGUGGUGGUGCCCUCGAUUAUCGGAUAUCUCGCCUACAAGACGGACGGUCUCUGGGAUUUCCGAGCGAAGAGGAGGGGCGACACUGUCUACGAGCGAUAA
Molecule: messenger RNA, 216 nt
Organism: Scedosporium apiospermum
Lineage: Eukaryota; Fungi; Ascomycota; Sordariomycetes; Microascales; Microascaceae
Exons: 4
Coding region: 1-216 (71 amino acids)
Source: RefSeq, a predicted model, not a curated record